Molecule: messenger RNA, 2396 nt
Organism: Blastomyces gilchristii SLH14081
Lineage: Eukaryota; Fungi; Ascomycota; Eurotiomycetes; Onygenales; Ajellomycetaceae
Exons: 1
Coding region: 746-2344 (532 amino acids)
Cellular component (GO): membrane
Molecular function (GO): acetylglucosaminyltransferase activity
Source: RefSeq, a predicted model, not a curated record
UGUACAUCUGAACAUCCGUUCCGUACCUGGCAGAGAUAUCAGGAUGGGGAGGGGAGGGAAUGAUUAGAGGAAUACUGUCGUAACUGAGUAUGACAUUUCCUGCUUGUGUCUUCUAAGAUACGAUAAUAAUAAUGUGAUCUGGACUGUAUUCUGUAUUCUGUAUUCUGCUCUUCUGUAUUCUGUGUUCUGUAUUCUGUGUUCUGCUCUUCUCAUCGUCACUCAUUCCCGCCCUUUUUCUCACCAUCGCCAACUUCAUCUUCUUCAACGUUGCUCAUUGCCGCUGGUAGACGCGUGUCCCCUUUUCGUUUCUUUCUUUCUUUCUUUCUGUCUUUUUUCUUUUUUCUAUAUGUUUUCCCCUUUUCUUUUUUUCCCUCCCCCUUCUUUUGACUGUCCUUCUUGAUCAGUUUCACUGUGUGACUUUCCAGUCACUUCCUUCUCCUUUUCCCAGCUUUCUUUUCUCUUUCUCUCCUUUCUCUCCUCAGUAGCAACAUUCCCCCAACGCAUCGUAACUCUCUGGGAAUUAGGGACCCUGCUAUACAGAGUAUACAGAGUAUACAGAGUAUACAGAGUAUACAGAGUAUACAGAGUAUACCCUUUCUACUCCUUCUGCUCCAAUGUGCGAAGACGCCGAUUACAGAUCGGGCUGCGCAUCGUGAAGACCCUCACCACGCACCUCUCAUAGAGGACAAAUAAAAGGGAAACAUAAGAGGACAGGCAGCGCCGUCUUUUUCACAAUCACACUCCAAUGCCUCCCGUCAGGCUAAAGGCGUUGACUCCCAUCAUCGCCAUCGUGGUCAUCACCCUCUUCUUCUGGGCUGUCGACCACUACGACCGCGCUGCCCUGACCCGCUUCACACACCCUCUCGACAGACUCUCUCCGCCGUCGUCGCAGCCGCCAAAGGACCACAAUGCCCGGCCCCCUCCCCAGGCAGACAUCCAAAAACCAAAGACUCCGGACCAGCUGUGUGCCUCCGGGAAUCACCCUCUGCACCGUUCUCCUCCACUCCCUCCCUUGUCCUUCCCUGAGUGGCUGAUGGGUAAGAACUACACCCGCACAUACCUACGCCCGCACCAUCUGCCGCCCGACACAAAGUUCAAGUCCAUGGAGACCAUCGGCCAGCAAGUUUUGCAGCCCUUCCGCCCCCUGGGUCGUGGAAUGAGAGCCCCCGUCAUGGAUCCCCACGACCCCUGGCCCUGUCCCAACAUCAUCGACGUGGAUGUCGCGGCCGACUACGACGUCGAGGAAACGAGCAAUAUCCUCUUUGGCCUGGCAACCACCGUCGACCGCCUGCACCGUCUCUUGCCUGCCCUGCUCUACUCCUAUGGCAGCACAAAGGCUAGCCUGCUUGUUCUCGUCCCCGGCGAUACGCAGAAGAUUGAGGAAAACGAGGCCUAUUUCAGAAAUGCGGGUUUGGAUAUCACCUUGAAGAAGUUCCCGUUGGCUUUCACCGCCCGAUACUUUGGCCUCGUAGAAGGCUUCACCGAUUUCAUAAAAUCCCACCGCCCAAAUACCACCUGGGUCAGCUUCGUCGACGACGACACUUACUUCCUCUCCCUAGCUACAGUCGCCAAACAGCUCUCCACCUUUGACCCUUCGCAACGAGUAUACAUCGGCACCCUCUCCGAAGCCAGCUGGCAGGUCGACACCUUUGGCCAAAUCGGCUUCGGUGGCGCCGGCGUCUUCGUCUCCCUUCCCCUCCUCGAAAGACUGCACGGCGCCUACGAAACCUGCCAGUCCUGGGGCGAGCAACCAGGCGACCAGAAACUAGCCCAGUGCAUCGACAAAUUCGGAGAAACCUCGCUCACAAUCUGGGACACCCUGUACCAAAUGGACAUGAAGGGCGCCGUGGACGGCGUGUACGAGUCCGGCCGCCAAAUCCACACCCUCCACCACUGGAGCAGCUGGUACAAAAAGGACGUCGUCAAGAUGUCCACCGUCGCCGCCGCCGCGGGCCGGCAGUCCAUCCUGCGCCGCUUCCGCUUCGACGAGUACCACACCAUCGACAGCACCACGGGCACGACCAUGCACAGCUUCUGGGUCCUGACCAACGGCUACUCGCUGGUCAAGUACACGAUGAACGCGCGACUGUCGCCCAGCGCGGUCGACUUCGACAAGACGGAGAAGACGUGGGAUGAGGACCAGCGCGGGUACGAGAAGCGGCUUGGCCCGAUGCGGCCGAAGGAUCAGCCGGGCAUCAAGAAGGAGAGGUGGAUGUUGGCAGAUUCGACGGUUGUGGGGGAUAAUGUGCACCAGAGUUAUGUUAAUGAUGAAGGGGGGAUGCACAGUGUUAUUGAGCUAGUCUGGCUAGGGCCCAAGGGCGGUGGUGGGGGUGCGGGUGUUUAACUUUUAGUAGUUAUAAAAAAUCCGAGAAUCCCCUCCACUUAACCCUUUUUUU